Messenger RNA from Venturia canescens, 6785 nucleotides. It is a transcript of the gene Asap, whose product is annotated as ArfGAP domain of ASAP. Gene Ontology annotation, biological process: positive regulation of GTPase activity. Lineage: Eukaryota; Metazoa; Arthropoda; Insecta; Hymenoptera; Ichneumonidae. The transcript has 17 exons. Gene Ontology annotation, cellular component: cytoplasm. The record is from RefSeq and is a predicted model, not a curated record. Bases 983 to 4066 code for a protein of 1027 amino acids. Gene Ontology annotation, molecular function: protein binding; GTPase activator activity.
GGUUCAGUGGUGGUGCGUAUGUGCCUCGCGAGCGAGCGAGCGAGCGAGUGUUUGGUCCGCAACGUCGGCGGAGUUUUACGUUUUUGAGUGUGUGAAAUAAAAAUCCGUUAAAAAAUAAAUAACAUAAAAGACAACAAAUAUAUAUGUGCACGUGUAAAUCUCAAUGAUGUUACGUUCGUUCCAGAUGAAAGCAUCGCUGGGAAAAAUGUCGCGAAAAUGAACGAGUUCGUGAUGUUUUGAGGGGCCGGGGAGGGCCGAGAAGUGUAGAAGAGGGGAUGUAAAACCAAAUAUCUGAUCGAAUAGAAACGGGCGUGAUAUUGAAAUUAAAAAAAAACCAUAAAGAUAUUACAAAUUUGAUGUGACAAGGUUGUUGAAUUCCGACUGAGUUAAUCGCGAAACUUUUGCGAAUUGUUGCUCGUUAUUCAUUCGACCUGAAACGUAUUGAGGAAUGCCCGGAAUAAAAAGUUAUCAAAAAAAUCCAAUAAUAUUCCCAAAUUCUGGGAACUGAUUGAAGAACGAUAAAAAAUAUCGAGGCCCGGUCAUGAAUCAAAAAAGGGCGGGGAGGAUGGGCAAGGUACGCCGCAUCGGAAAUAGGAGAAAUGCUCUUGAAUUUUGAGAACCAUCCAUUGGAAAUUCAAGACUGGAAGAAAAAAAGGUUCAUUCGGGAUGCCGAAAAAUGUGUGCAACUCCAAAAUCGAUUGACAAUUAAUUCCCUAUUUAUCCUUAUCUAAUAAGAGUGUGAUAAAAUUUGUUGGAAUAUAUACAGGCAUCCAUGUUUUGCAUUUCGCUAGUUUUUUUUUCGGUCGUGAACGAAAAUACAGUUUUUAUCUAUUGUCAGUGAGUGCUCUCUGUGUGUUGUUUUUUUUACGUCGCAGCAAGUGUGAAACCAGAAAAACGUAUGAGCGCAUUGUGCAUUCUCGUUGAGUCGAGGAAAAAUUGAUAAAAAAUUUAGUACGCUUAUAGAAUAUUUAAAAUUAUCAACAUGCCGGGUUUAAUUGCGGUCAGUGAAUUCGUUGAGGAAACCAGGGAGGACUACAAUUCGCCGACGACGUCGACAUUCGUAUCGCGAAUGCCACAAUGCCGGCAAACCAUCGCAGCCCUCGAAGAAACCCUGGACUUCGACCGAGAUGGCCUGACGAAGCUGAAGAAAGCCAUCAAAGCGAUACACAAUUCGGGGAACGCCCACGUGGACAACGAGGUUUACCUCGGGCGAGCCCUGGAAAGACUCGGAGAUGCCGCCCUCAAGGAGCAGGAGCCCGACAUCGGUGCUGCCUUUCUCAAGUUCGCCGUAGUCACCAAAGAGCUCAGCGCUCUCAUGAAAACGCUGAUGCAAAAUAUAAACAACAUCGUCAUGUUCCCACUGGACUCGGUGCUGAAAGGGGAUUUGAGAGGCGUCAAGGGCGACCUGAAAAGGCCGUUUGAAAAAGCAUGGAAAGAUUACGAGACCAAGUACGCGAAAAUCGAAAAGGAAAAGAAGCAGCACGCGAAAGAGGCUGGCCUCAUUCGCUCGGAAGUUACACCCGCUGAAAUUGCUGACGAAAUGGAAAAGGAGAGACGGUUGUUUCAAUUACAGAUGUGCGAGUAUCUGAUUAAGGUCAACGAGAUCAAGACGAAAAAGGGUAUCGAACUUUUGCAGCAUCUCGUCGAGUAUUAUCACGCCCAAACCAAUUAUUUUCAAGAUGGCCUCAAAACAAUCGAACACUUUGGAUCCUACGUGGCUGAUUUGAGUGUCAAAUUACAAAAGAUUCGACAAAAUCAGGACGAAGAAAGGAGACGGUUAACGGAACUGCGAAGUUUGUUGAGGAGUUCCGGUUGUGACAAAGAAUUGAAUGCAAACGCGAGCGCGGGCUACUCGUUGCAUCAAUUGCAAGGUGACAAACAGCACGGUGUCACGAGAUCCGGGCAUUUGUUGAAAAAGAGCGAAGGCAAAAUGAGACGGGUUUGGCAAAAAAGAAGAUGCGCCGUACAAGCCGAGGGAUAUUUGGACAUUUGCCACGCCGACGAAAACAAACCACCGACUCGUGUCAAUUUAUUGACGUGUCAAAUCAAACUCGUACCCGAUGACAAGCGCGGCUUCGAUCUUAUUAGUUACAACAGAACUUAUCAUUUCCAAGCGGAAGACGAGGCUGACCAGAGAGCAUGGAUGUCGGUAUUAGUGAAUUGCAAAGAAAGAGCAUUGAUGCGGGCAUUUGACGCGAGCGGAAAAGCCGAAGCUGGUCAAGGCAAUCCUAGUCUAGUUGAACUUCAACAAGCUGUGAUACGUUGCAUCAUGAGACUUCCCGGCAACGAUCACUGCUGCGAUUGUUCCUCGCAAAAUGAUGCAACAUGGCUGUCGACGAAUUUCGGGAUAAUUGUGUGCAUCGAGUGCAGCGGUAUUCACAGGGAUUUAGGUGUUCACAUAUCAAGAAUACAAUCGUUGACGUUGGACAAUAUGGGAACCGCUCAAUUAUUGCUUGCGCGUUAUAUGACCAAUCAGUCAUUCAACGAAGUUAUGGAAGCGACUCUGCAUCACAAUCUAAAGCCUACUCCGUCCUCCACCAUGGACGAACGGUACGAGUUUAUACGAGCGAAAUACGUGGACAAAAGGUACGUAAUGAACACGUGUGCCGACGAGCACGAUCUUCUCUCGGAUCUCGAGCAUGCGGUAAACAAUCGUGAUUUGCAACAAUUGCUGCAAGUUUAUGCGGAAAACGUCGACGUUGCGGCGCCUCUUCCCACCUCGGAUAUUGGCGAAACGGCCUUGCAUCUGGCGGUAUUACGAGAAAUGGGAAGCAGCCUCCACAUUGUUGAUUUCCUUGCACAAAAUAUGCCAACCGGUGGAAUCGAUCGUACGAGCCUAGCCGGGGAAACUGCGCUUCAUCUUUCAGCACGACACGAUCGUGCCGAAGCAAUGAAAUUGCUCCUACGCGCUGGCGCUGACCCGACGCUGAGAAAUAAUCAAGACAAAACACCAUUGGAUAUUGCACAAGAAAUGGGACAUCACACGUGCAAAGAAUUGUUAAACAGUGCUCUGCAGAGGCAAAAAACACUUUUGGACAACGUCAACAUCGACUGGAAUCUGUCGCAUGACGAAGGAUCGACAGAUUUUUCGGAUGAUGAGACGAUAAUCGAGGAUCGAAAUGGAUGUUUGACGCCGGAAAAGAAGUCGCGUAGCAGACCACCUUCGUACGCCGGUGGGGGAGGAAACGGACCCGGUGAUUCGCCAAUUACCCUGAGAAGUCGUAGCAGCACUUGUGACAGUCUGCAAAGCGGUUCCUCGCCAAAUUCAGUCACCAACAGACAACAAAUGCCACCCCCACCACCGCCGCAAACUAGAAAACCUGUCAUCGCUUCUAGCUCGAUCGGGCCCGAUAUGUCGAUGAACAUUCACGGAUCGUUGAAGAAACGAGUAGCACCUCCGCCACCGCCGCCUGGCAAUGGAACGGGACUGUUAACCGCCCAUUAUGGAACUUUACCGUCCUCAGCUUCGUUGGUGAGUUCCUCCCACAGCAGAACGACGAGCGAGCCUAUUUUGGCUGGGCACUCGUUACACACCUUGCCACACUCGUUGAAUACCCUCGGCUCUCAACAUCACAAAAGAUCACCCAGCGGAGAUUCUUCCACCAGUCAUGGAAUGGACAAAGUUAACAGCUCGACUCUGCAGAGGCCACGAAACCCACCACCACCGGCGCCUUCGGUGCCAAGCUCGUCAAGACUGAGCAACGGUCGUAGCAGCGAAUCUUUGAGCUCCAUGUGUUCCGAUCAUGGUAUUGCCGGCAAUCCUAUACCUCCACCGAGAAAGAGAAGGGACCGGUCAAGACUAGAGAGCUACGCCGAGGAGCCUUCGUCUUUGCUCCCAAACACGAAUAUGCCAACGAGCUCGAACCUCAACGGUCUUCGUCGUUGUCGAGCGUUGUACGAUUGCGAAGCGGACAACGAGGAUGAGCUAUCGUUCCGCGAGGGUGAAGUUAUAAUCGUGACGAACGAGCAAACCGACGACGACAAUUGGAUGGAGGGCGCUCUGGAAAGAUCACCGGAGAGGCGGGGCAUGUUCCCGAUAAGUUUUGUUCAUAUGCUACAGGAAUAACCCUCGUUGAGUUUCAACUCACUCACGAGAACAACGAGUUCGACGAGUGUCGUCAGCGUUACCAGCCUCGGGCACCAAAACGGACGAAAAUUCCCCAAGUAAUGCGUGACCUGACCUCCUCCUUAAAUUAUAUACAUUUUUACGGACAUUUCCCAGGCGAAAUGGAAUACGAUCCGUCUUGGAUUACACAAGGACAUCGUUCGAGUGCACAAAAAAUUAUGAAAAUUUCUCUAUGCUCGAAAAAGUUUUCGUUCGGAUUUGAAUCCUGAGAAAAUAUUCUUUCAAAAAGUUAUGGAAAAUGGUGUCUUUGAAAUUAUUAAUAAAACAUCUUCUCGAAUGUCUAUUUAAAGAAAGAAUGGCUAUAAAAAUUCCAUAUACGUAAAUUUUAAGUACGAGCAUUAAAUUCAUGAUGAAACAUUUCGAAGUACAAGAAUUAAUAGGAAAGAAUGAGAAUUUUCGAGCCUAAGUACACGAGAUUCUGAACAGAGAUUCCAAACGUUAUGAAAAAUUUUGUCUGAAUAUGGCUUAAAUAAUUGUAUAUCUAGGAAUAAAAAAUCAAUUGAGUGUGCAAAUGUUUUCGAGAUUUUUCAGAAAAACAAACCGGAGGCUAAACAUUACUAUCGAGGAUCUUUUAGAACCCUCCCGGCAUCCAAAUGACUCCAAACGUCUAUCUAGAUUCUUACAAAAUUAAAACUUUUAUCUUUGGCCCUAUGGAGCAUAAAAAUGUUGCCUACAAGGCUCGGAAUCUUAUAAAAUAUUAGGGAUAUUUUCUAAAAAAAAGUAGUGCUUGAUAAAUCUAUUUAAAAAUACACACACACACACACACACACGCGCGCGCGCGCGCGCGCGCGCAAACCUUUAAAUAACAGACUAUUUUCAAAAAUAGAAGAAAGGGUGAAAAAUAUUGUGGACACAGGUUUCCAAACUUUUUGAAAAAACUUGCACUUUAGGAAUUUCCUCUCGGAGCUAUGAGAGACGCAGAGGUAAUGGAUGUCACAGACCGAGACGGGAAAUUAGUUCAGUUAGUGUAUACGAGUAACUUCAUUUUACACUGCGAUCUGAAUGUCUAAACACGGUUGUUAUUAUUCGUUGAUACACCGAACCGGAAAGCAAAAGAAGAAAAAAUGUGAUAAUCGAAAAUCUUCAUUUUUCACUUCUGGUUUUCGAAUCGAAUGGAAAAGUUACUAAUUACGAGAAUAUCGUAACGCGCCAUUUACGCUUAGUUAAUUCAUAAUUUCACAUAAACAAAUGAUACAGACACAUGCACCUGAAAAAAAAUCUAAAAUAAAAUUUUUGUAGUUUUUCGUGUGAAAAUGAAAUGGGAAAAUUUGGAUUGAUCGACGGCAUCAAGGGUAAAAGAAUAUUUCAAAAAGAGGAAAAAUAUAUCGUGAUUGAGACUUGGAAAUUUUAGAAUUGUAAACAGACCUAACAGAAAAAAAAAUUAUUCUCGCUGAGCAAAGGUGCGUUAAUAUUGCAUGACACACAAAAAUAAGUAUUAUUAGAAUAUUCGUAUAGAAAUAGACGAAGCAAAAGAUGUAUAGAUAAAAAAACAUAAGAAAAUCUUUGAAGCGUGUAAAUUUUUUUUGUAAUGCCAUACUGUUUUAUAGUACAUAUAGAUAGAUACAUAAUGAUAUAAAUAUAUAAAUAUAUUAAAAAUCCACACACACAUAUAUAAAUAUAUAUAUAUAUAUUUCGUCGAAUAAAUUAUAAGAUUUUAUUAGUCAUUUGGAAAAUCAUAGUUACGUUGAGGAAAAAAUUCAAAUCACAUUCGAAUUGGAAUGUUCGAGACCAAAGAAAAAAUCGAAAAGAAAACAUGAUGGAGGAAAAGCUCGAAAUUGUUAGUUCCAGUGUGUAAAUAGUUUGAAUGUAAAUAAAAAAAAAGAGGGUUGAGGGAGAAAAAAUUGAGAGGAGAAUGAAAAAGCGCAGAGAGAGAUCGAUGUUAAUGAUAAAUGAUUUAUUCAAUGAUCAAUAAUCUUAGAAUAAGAUUUUGAGAAAUGCGUUAGGAAAACGAACAUGUGAAUAUAUGUUGUAAUUUGAAAAACAUGCGAGACGGAAAUUAAAUAAAUUAAUUUUACGUAUUUAUUAAUUUAAUAUAAGAGAGAUUUUCCUGUCACGUGAUUGAGAAAGGAGCUGUCAUCAAAAUUAGAAGGAGUUUCUUAGGAAUUUUGAUGAGAAUUAAAAACUUCCUAAUUGGGAAAGUAAAAAAAAUGGAUAAACAUAAAUAAUAUAUUCAAUCUUUUUAUGUAACGAUGUUCUAUGAUAAUGAUUAUUUAUCGAAUCGCUUCAUUGGGGGGAGGAGGUGGCCAGUAAAAACCAAUUCAGAAUCCGUUGGAGUGAAAAUUCAAGUUUUGAAAUUUCGAAAACGAAAAUGUUACUCUUUGAUAAAUAUUGAGUUUUACUGGCACACAGAAUUUUGCCCUACAGUAGCGAAUAAAAAAAAGUCACUCGUCCUAGAACAACUUAAUGCUGAUUAUUCCGGCGUAAUAUUUAACCGAUAAGUAUUUGUACUACACGAAAAUUGAUUAUUCGUAUAUCGCUAUUUCAAUGAAAUAUGAGGGCAAAUCGUCAAAAGAUAAACCAAUAAUAACGAAAAAUCGACAAAUGAACAAUCUCACCGUUAAAUGAUGCACAAAGUGUUCCGGAGAACGAAAAAAUGAAAACAUAUUGAAUAUUUAAAAUACGAAAUAAAUGCUGCUUAGGGAGCUGUAUUCAUCAUUAA